Rhineura floridana is the source of this 3280-nucleotide messenger RNA. Its product is annotated as zinc finger protein 91-like. Gene Ontology annotation, biological process: regulation of transcription by RNA polymerase II. Bases 758 to 3130 code for a protein of 790 amino acids. The transcript has 2 exons. Gene Ontology annotation, cellular component: nucleus. Gene Ontology annotation, molecular function: RNA polymerase II cis-regulatory region sequence-specific DNA binding; DNA-binding transcription activator activity, RNA polymerase II-specific. The record is from RefSeq and is a predicted model, not a curated record. Lineage: Eukaryota; Metazoa; Chordata; Lepidosauria; Squamata; Rhineuridae.
AAAUAAGACCCCUGCUAUUCCUUCGGGAGGAGGCGGGAGAAUUAUGGACUCAGAGACCCGAGGAGAAACAUAAAAGGGCCCCAUUGGAGAUAAUAGCUAAGACACUAGGGAGCCAUUUGUGAAAUCAUUGGAAAGAACUAAGAAUGAAUUGGGAAAAGAGGCAUUUUGAAUUUAAUUUCUCGGGAUGCCGGCAUCUAUGAACUCCUAAAUGCAGAUGAUUGUGAAGGAAAAAGACAGAAAAGUUUCCAGUGUAUGUGAAAAUAUUCAAUGACCAACUGGUAAUAAAUAGACAUUGCAGAACCCAAACAGGGGAGAAUCCUCAUAAAUGCAUGGGAUGUGGAAAGAGCAAUGGAAAAUUUAAAUUACAUCAAAGAAUCCACAUAGAACGUGGCAAGAGCUUCGUCAAAGAGAAAUACAGGAGAAAUCAUAUGAGUGCUUUGUGUGUAGAAAGAGUUCCAGUCGGCAUGGCACUUUUGCAUGAAAAAACCCACACAGGGAAGAAACCAUAUAAAUGCUUGGUAUAUCAAAAAAAGUUUAGUCAGAGGGGACAUUUUAAUGCGCAACAAAGAACCCACACAUGGGAGAAGCCUUAGAAAUGCACGGAGUGUGGAAAGAGCUUCAGUUGGAGUACAUGCCUCACUAUACACCAAAGAACUCAAAUUGGUGAGAAGCCCUAUAUGUAUAGAAUGCGGAAAGGCAUAUAACUGCACGGACUGUGGAAAGAGUUUUAGAUGUAGUGGUACCCUUACAUCUGAGAAUGCACUCGGAGAAACCAUAUGAAUGCUUAGUGUGUGGAAAGAGCUUCAGUCAGAGGGCACAUCUUAAUACACACCAAAGAACCCAUACAGGGGAGAAACCAUAUAAAUGCAUAGUGUGUGGAAAGAGCUUCAGUACCAGUGGAAGUCUUAAUACACAUCUAAGAACCCACACGGGUGAGAAACCAUAUAAAUGCAUGGUGUGUGGAAAGAGCUUCAGUCAGAUUGGACAUCUUAAUAGGCAUCUAAGAACCCACACAGGUGAGAAGCCAUAUAAAUGUAUGGAAUGUGGAAAGAGCUUCAGUGAUAGUGGAAGUCUAACUAAACAUCAAAGAACCCACACAGGUGAGAAGCCAUAUAAAUGCAUGGUGUGUGGAAAGAGCUUCAGUACCAGUGGAAAUCUUAAUACACAUCUAAGAACCCACACGGGUGAGAAACCAUAUAAAUGCAUAGUGUGUGGAAAGAGCUUCAGUACCAGUGGAAGUCUUAAUACACAUCUAAGAACCCAUACAGGGGAGAAACCAUAUAAAUGCAUAGUGUGUGGAAAGAGCUUCAGUCAGAGUGGACAACUUAAUAAACAUCUAAGAACCCACACAGGUGAGAAGUCAUAUAAAUGUAUGGAAUGUGGAAAGAGCUUCAGUACCAGUGGAAGUCUUAAUACACAUCUAAGAACCCACACGGGUGAGAAACCAUAUAAAUGCAUGGUGUGUGGAAAGAGCUUCAGUCAGAUUGGACAUCUUAAUAGGCAUCUAAGAAGCCACACAGGUGAGAAGCCAUAUAAAUGUAUGGAAUGUGGAAAGAGCUUCAGUGAUAGCGUAAGUCUAACUAAACAUCAAAGAACCCACACAGGUGAGAAGCCAUAUAAAUGCAUGGUGUGUGGAAAGAGCUUCAGUACCAGUGGAAAUCUUAAUACACAUCUAAGAACCCACACGGGUGACAAACCAUAUAAAUGCAUAGUGUGUGGAAAGAGCUUCAGUACCAGUGGAAGUCUUAAUACACAUCUAAGAACCCAUACAGGGGAGAAACCAUAUAAAUGCAUAGUGUGUGGAAAGAGCUUCAGUCAGAGUGGACAACUUAACAAACAUCUAAGAAGCCACAAAGGUGAGAAGUCAUAUAAAUGUAUGGAAUGUGGAAAGAGCUUCAGUGAUAGUGGACAUCUUAAUAUACAUCUAAGAACCCACACGGGUGAGAAACCAUAUAAAUGUAUGGAAUGUGGAAAGAGCUUCAGUAUCAGUGGACAUCUUCAUACACAUCUAAGAACCCACACGGGUGAGAAACCAUAUAAAUGCAUGGCAUGUGGAAAGAGCUUCAGUAUCAGUGGACAUCUUCAUACACAUCUAAGAACCCACACGGGUGAGAAACCAUAUAAAUGCAUAGAGUGUGGAAAGAGCUUCAGUCAGGCUGGAUGUCUUAAUAUGCAUCUAAGAACCCACACGGGUGAGAAGCCCUUUCAAUGCAUGGAAUGUGGAAAAAAGUUCAGUCAGAGUGGACAUCUUAAUAUACAUCUAAGAACCCACAGGGGUGAGAAACCAUAUAAAUGCAUGGUGUGUGGAAAGAGCUUCAGUUAUAGGGGAAGUCUAACUAAGCAUCAAAGAAUCCACACAGGUGAGAAGCCAUAUAAAUGUAUGGAAUGUGGAAAGAGCUUCAGUGAUAGUGGAAAUCUAACUAAACAUCAAAGAACCCACACAGGUGAGAAGCCAUAUAAAUGCAUGGUGUGUGGAAAGAGCUUCAGUACCAGUGGAAGUCUUAAUACACAUCUAAGAACCCACACGGGUGAGAAACCAUAUAAAUGCAUGGUGUGUGGAAAGAGCUUCAGUAAGACUGGAUAUCUUAAUGUGCAUCUAAGAAGCCAUCUGGGUGAGAAGCCUUAUCAAUGUAUGGAAUGUGGACAAAAGUUCAGGCAGAGUAGCUAUCUUAAUACUCAUCUAAGAAGCCACAUGGGUGAGAAGCCCUAUCAAUGUAUGGAAUGUGGAAAGAGCUUCAGUCAGAGUGGACAUCUUCAUAUACAUCUAAGAACCCACACGGGUGAGAAACCAUACAAAUGCAUGGUGUGUGGAAAGAGCUUCAGUGAUAGUGGAGGUCUAACUAAACAUCAGAGAACGCACACAGGUGAGAAGCCAUAUAAAUGCAUGGUGUGUGGAAAGAGCUUCAGUAUCAGUGGAAAUCUUAAUACACACCUAAGAACCCACACGGGUGAGAAACCAUAUAAAUGCAUAGAGUGUGGAAAGAGCUUCAGCGAUAGGGGAAGUCUAACUAUACAUCAAAGAACCCACACAGGUGAGAAGCCCUAUCAAUGCAUGGAAUGUGGAAAGAGCUUCAGUCAGAGUGGACAUCUUAAUUCACAUCUAAGAACCCACACAGGUGAGAAGUCAUAAAUAUGCAUAGAGCGUGGAAAUAGCUUCAGUCUAAGAACCUUCUUAAAGGAGAAAAUAUUUGAAUGCCUGGCGUGCGGAAAGAGCUUCAGUCAGAGUGAAAAUCUUAAUAAACAUCAAAAUUCCCACAAAGGGAAGAAACAAUAUAAAUGC